AUGAGUGGAAGACGCCGUAGAACUCUUCAAAGAAGCGACACAACUAUUGAUGGUAAUUUGGGUGAUGUUGUAGGUAAUUAUUCUCGUUCUUAUGAGCACGAUAAUCCAAAAAUGAAUUUUAAUGAUAAGUUUAUUUUUUGCAAAAGAUCAUUAGCAGGUGCUGCGAAACUGUUUAUAGAUUGUGAAGCUAAGCCAUUACGCUACAAUGAAUUAAAAGAUGCUUUGAUAAAAGAAUUUCAAUCAACAAUUACUAGUGCAGAAGUACAUGCUAAAUUACGUGAAAGAAAAAAGAAAAAUGAAGAAUCUUUUCGUGAAUAUUUAUAUUGUAUGGUUGAUAUAGCCUCGCAAACUAACAUAGACGAAUCUUCCGUGGUGAGUUAUAUAAUAGAUGGAAUCAAAGAUUUAUCAGGUAAUAAAAUGAUUUUAUUUGGUGCUAAUACUAUAAGUGAAUUGAAAGAAAAAUUAUUAGUAUAUGAAAAAAUCUCUAAAAGCGAAAUCUCUAGACAUAUUGCUGAUAAAAAACCUAAUAUGAAAUCUAAAAAUGAUAAUAAUAGCUACAAAAAAGUUGCACGCUAUUGCUUUAAUUGUGGUUCUAAUGACCAUGAAUUUCACAAUUGUCCACACAAAGAUAAAGGACCUAAGUGCUUUGGUUGCAAUAAGUACGGUCAUAAAAAAGUAGAUUGCAAAGAACCUAUUAAUAAAAAUUACGACACAAAUAAGAAUUCUUUCUCAGCAAAAACUUCUACGAAUAUGACGAAAACGAUGAAAAGCAAUAUGUGUAUCCAGGCUAAAAUUAAUAAUAUAGAUUUCGAAUGUUUAAUUGAUACCGGAAGCGACAUAUGUGUUUUGAAACAAUGUUAUUUUAAAUUAAUUAAUGUUAAUUCUAAUUUUAGGAACUCACCUAUUAUUAUAAAUGGUUUGGGCACAAAUAUUAGUACAAAAGGUUCAUGUUACGUUACUAUUGAUGUUAAUGGCGAUAUUUACGAUAAUAUUGAAAUACAUUCAGUUGACGAUAAUUAUUUACAAACAGAUAUGAUUAUCGGCAUGAAUUUAUUAAAUAAAAAUGUUCCUGUACAACAAAAUUGCAAUAAUAAACUUAAUGACGAAAAUUUAUCUUGUUUUUUAGCAAAAAUUAACAUUGAUUCUGAAACUAAAGAAUAUGAUGAUUUACGUGGAUUAAAUAAUUUACAAAAAGACGAAACCAACAAGGACUCACCGAUACGUAUGAAAAUCGUCACUACCGAUGAAGAACCUGUUUAUAGACCACCUCGUAGAUUUCCACCACACGAAAUGAAAAUUAUCGAACAACAAAUUAAGCAAUGGACUAAUGAAAAAAUUAUUCGUGAAAGCUCGUCCGAUUAUGCCAGUCAAAUAGUCCUCGUCAAAAAAAAGGAUAAUUCAUAUCGGCUAUGUGUAGAUUACCGUGGAAUAAAUAAAAAAAUAAUAAAGGAUCGAUACCCACUUCCUAAUAUAGAGGAACAGAUAGACAAGCUUCAACCAUAUAAAUAUUUCACAUCGUUAGAUUUAGAAAAUGGCUUCUUUCAUGUCACUAUCGAAGAAAAUAGUAGAAAAUAUACAUCCUUCGUAGCACAUUGUGGGCAAUUUGAAUUCAUGAAAGAUGGUAUAAUCGUGGUGUACAUAGAUGAUAUUAUAAUACCAUCACAAACCGUAGAAGAAGGUAUAAAUCGACUAGAAUUGGUAUUAACAGUAUGUGCAGAAAAUGGACUCAAAAUAAAGUGGAAAAAAUGCCAGUUUUUACAAAGCGAUAUUGAAUAUUUAGGACAUCGCAUUCAUAAUGGUUCAAUUUCACCAUCAACUUUAAAGACUAAAGCUGUCAUGAAUUUUGCAAUCCCGACAACCAUUAAACAGAUGCAAAGUUUUCUCGGUCUUGCAAAUUAUUUUAGAAAAUUUAUACCAAAUUUUGCUGUUAGAGCUAGACCACUAAGUGAAUUAUUAAAACAAAAUAUCCAUUUUAGAAUCGGUGACGUGGAAGUAGCAGCUUUUAAUGAUAUAAAACAAGCUUUGGCUAACAAACCAGUUCUUAAAAUAUUUAAAUAUGGUGCAUAUACUGAGUUGCAUACAGAUGCAUCUCAAGAAGGUUAUGGUGCAGUAUUAUUUCAAAAAGACGUUGAAGAUGGUUCGUUGCAUCCUGUAUAUUAUUCAAGCAAAAAAACUACAGAUGCAGAAAGAAAAUAUAGCUCAUACGAGUUAGAAAUUCUAGCAAUUGUCGAAGCUUUAAAGAAAUUUAGAAUCUACUUAUUAGGUCAAAAAUUUAAAUUAGUUACCGAUUGCAAAGCAUUCGAAUGUACUAUGAAAAAAAAAGAUUUAGCGACUAGGGUUGCCAGAUGGGCCCUUUUAUUAGAAGAGUUUGAUUAUGUCAUAGAGCACAGAGCAGGCGCGAAAAUGAAGCAUGUAGAUGCACUGAGUAGAAAUCCAGUUGUUAUGUGCAUCUAUCAAGAAACGGGUUUUCUAAAAAAAUUAGCUGAGGCUCAGCUGCCAGAUGCGAUGAAAACACAAAUAAUAAAAGAAGUACAUGAGAGGGGUCAUUUCCAUCAUAAAAAAAUGAAGGACAUAAUCGAAAAGGAUUUUUAUAUUUCAGAUCUUAACCAAAGAAUUACAAAAUUUAUUACGAACUGUGUCAGGUACAAAGGUGGAGCUUUUACGUCAAAUCUUUUUCAGGAUUAUUGUAAGGAACGUAGCAUUACCUUACAUUUUAUCACAGUUGGUACACCACGUGGAAAUGGUCAAAUAGAACGAGCUCACUCAAUUGUUAUAGCUACACUUACAAAACUUGCUUUAGAUAAUGCUGAAAAAUGGUAUAAUUAUGUAAAGCCAGUUCAACAGAUGAUUAAUUCAACUUAUCAACGUGCUAUAAAAACUACCCCGUUUCAACUGCUUACAGGCUGUAAGAUGAAGGUUCAAAAUGAAUUUAAAAUUAUGGAAAUAAUAGAACAAGAAUCAAUUAAAUUAUUUGAAGAUAAACGUCAUGAACAACGUGAACAAGCUAAAAAGGAUAUUCAAAAUAUUCAUGCGGACAUUCAGAAGCCAACCUCUUGGAAUAUACUGUAUGCUGAUGACAUUGCAUUGAUAGAAGAAUCAAAGGAUGAGUUGGAAAAAAGUUUAAAUCAGUGGAAUGGAAGACUAAAAAGUAACGGCUUGCGUAUAAAUCUCUCAAAAACGGAGUAUAUGAACUUACCUUUCCAUGAUAAUGAUGCUUAUGGACCUCAGAAUACGGUCUAUGUUGAAAGGUAA
Molecule: messenger RNA, 3252 nt
Organism: Condylostylus longicornis
Lineage: Eukaryota; Metazoa; Arthropoda; Insecta; Diptera; Dolichopodidae
Exons: 8
Coding region: 1-3252 (1083 amino acids)
Biological process (GO): proteolysis; DNA integration
Molecular function (GO): zinc ion binding; nucleic acid binding; aspartic-type endopeptidase activity
Source: RefSeq, a predicted model, not a curated record